Messenger RNA from Fomitiporia mediterranea MF3/22, 824 nucleotides. RefSeq lists its product as uncharacterized. Lineage: Eukaryota; Fungi; Basidiomycota; Agaricomycetes; Hymenochaetales; Hymenochaetaceae. Bases 129 to 641 code for a protein of 170 amino acids. The record is from RefSeq and is a predicted model, not a curated record. The transcript has 5 exons.
CACAACCAGAGCCUACUCAUCUCAAAGCGCCGUUAAAUAAUGCAGAAACAAAUCCCUCUGUUUCCAGCCUUCUCUCUCAGCUCAAGUCCUCGUCUGGUCCUGCCUUAAGCGCGAAUACCUCCCUUCAAAUGAGCAACUCGUCUUCUACCCCUUCCAUUACACCUCCAGUCGUAUCAUCAGCUAGACCUGCGAAAGACGCCCGGAACCUAACGUUCCAGCAGGCUCUACCACACCUUGCUCAACUCUCUGAUGAUCCUGCCUUUGUUGAAGCAGUCACCAAAAUGCGUCGUGAACAGAAUGACUUAGAGAAACAGCUCUGGGAAGAAAGACAGGCUUUGCAUGCUAAACAAGAGGAGAAGGUUAAAAUUGCUGUGAACAAAGCUAGCAUCACAGGGGGACUUUCUGAGCGCGAUGCAAAUGCAAUGCGUCAAGUAUUCGAAGUCGAGCUGAGUAAAUUUGACCGCGAGCGAGUAUUACUUGCAUGGGAUGGGUUAAUUUCGCGCCAACAAGCUGCACUUGAGAAGCUUGGUGUUCCGGCAAUGUUUGUAUCCAGUGAGGGUUCUGAUAGGGAGCGCCAACAACGAGUAAUCCAGGUUCUAGAAGGCAUUUUGGGCUCAAGUGAGUCGAAGGGGGCACCGUGAAGGCGAGCAGUGGGAGAUUUUGUACUGCAACUCUUGUAAUUUAAGUCUCGGUUCUUAAGCUUUUCGUGCUGCGUGACUUCUCCCGCGUAUCUGUUCUUGUGUUAUGAAUGUCUGGUGACACAUGGUCUUGGCGCGGAAACAUGUAUUAGAGGGGUUAUGUCGGACGUCAUUGUUUGAUGGAGC